AUGUUACAGAAGGUUGACUCAGAAAUCAAGGAGAAAACUUCGAAGCUUGAACAACUAUUGACUGAAGAACGGAUUGCUCGGCUGAAGUCUGAAGAGAAUGCUAGAAUUGCUCAAAAGAAAUCAGAUGAGGAGAUUCAGAAGGUUGAAUCAACGUUCAAGGAGACAACUUUGAAGCUUGAGCAACUAUAUGAAAAAAAUGUUGACAGAACUGCUCCUCGCAUGCUCAUCAAUGGUUACAUGAAUGCUUUGUCCAUUGCUGUUGCAACUAAUUACUCUUCUGGUGGUGGUGCUCCGGUGGAAGAGAUGAAGGAAGUGCCAAAAGUGGAGUCCGAUGAUGACAUGGGCUUUGGUCUGUUCGAUUAG
This is a messenger RNA of Lactuca virosa, 363 nucleotides long. NCBI's taxonomy places the organism in Eukaryota, Viridiplantae, Streptophyta, Magnoliopsida, Asterales, Asteraceae. The record is from the annotation of a GenBank genome assembly.